AGUUUAUUUUUAGUAAAACUUUUAGUAAAACUCAAUACUUGGUAACAAUUAUUUCUAACUAGUGGAUUAUCGCAGCUGAUUGGUGGGCAUCAUAUGGUUCUUAUACUCCAAACUUGCAAACUUUUGCCAUAAAAGUCCUUAGCCUAACAUGUAGUUCAUCGGGUUGUGAACGAAAUUGGAGUGUAUUCGAACAUCUUCAUAGCAAGAAAAGAAAUAGAUUGGAACAAUAACGUCUCAAUGAUUUAGUGUAUGUCAAAUACAAUAGAACAUUGAGAUUUAGGUAUAACAUGCGCAACACUCUUGAUCCCAUAUCUUUGCAAAAUAUUGAUGAAAGCAAUGAGUGGUUGCUUGGGAGGAUGGAUGGAGAAUCAGAUGAAGAUAAUGAGCCUGUGUUUGAUGAUGAUGAUGGCUUGACGUGGGCCACUGUUGCUAGAGCUUCUGGAGUAGAAGAAAGUAGCUAUGCAAGUAGAGCAACAAGGUCACGCUCAAAGGCACAACCGAGGAUAUCUAAAUUAUCAACAUUGACUCGACUUCAAUUAAUAGAUGAAGAGGAAGCAGGCUCAGAUGACAUAGAGAAGGAAGAUGUUGAGGGAUAUAAAUCAACUGAUGAAGAAGAAGAUGUUGCCAUUGAUGUUGAGGAUGAUGAUUGACUGACACCGACAUAACUUACCCUUUCUUUUGAUAUUGAUGUUUUUAAGUGUUAAGACGUAUAUUAGUAUUUGUUAGAUAUUUAUGUUUUGGAUGCUUAGUGUUUAUGUUUUUAUUUUUAUUUUAUUGAAUGUGGAUUAUUUGAUCUUUGAAAAUUGGAAUGUUAUGUAAUAUACACUUUCAUGACUUUGAGAAUUAUUCUAUAUUUUGUCUUGAAUCUUGAUUACUUUUUAUUUUUUAAAAAAUUGUCUUAGUACUAUGAAUGAUUAGUCUAUGUUAAUUUUUCUAUUUUUUACGAAGACUGUGCGCCUUACUUCAAUAAAGUCCGCGCCUCGCCUUGCGGCUUACGCUUAGGCCCCGAGAGACCUUCAGCGUCUUAGUGCGCCUUGAGCCUUUAAAAACACUGGACACACAAACAAAAUGGUUGAGUGAUAGCAGCUGAAUAGAAUAAC
Camellia sinensis is the source of this 1100-nucleotide messenger RNA. The record is from RefSeq and is a predicted model, not a curated record. Lineage: Eukaryota; Viridiplantae; Streptophyta; Magnoliopsida; Ericales; Theaceae.